Molecule: messenger RNA, 1246 nt
Organism: Coniophora puteana RWD-64-598 SS2
Lineage: Eukaryota; Fungi; Basidiomycota; Agaricomycetes; Boletales; Coniophoraceae
Product: arginine methyl transferase
Exons: 7
Coding region: 40-1203 (387 amino acids)
Biological process (GO): peptidyl-arginine methylation
Cellular component (GO): cytoplasm; nucleus
Molecular function (GO): protein arginine N5-methyltransferase activity; protein binding
Source: RefSeq, a predicted model, not a curated record
GUCAAAUCAUCUUUAAGACAUUAUAUUGUCAACGGCGGCAUGGUAGACGUCGAGUUCUUGGAUGAUGACUAUUCAGGCGAAAUCGAUAUCGACGUCGAUACCCUAACGGCCCUGGGUUUCGGUCUGAUCAAUGCUAUCCUUGAGCACGAACCGACCGACACUAUCAAGAUCUGGAUCGACCAAGGCGCGCCGCUAUGGUUCCAAGACGAGGAUGGGACGUCACCUUUGCACGCCGCAGCAUACGUACAGAACAGCCAGCUAGUCAAACUUCUCAUUGACGAGGGUGCAGUAUGGAAUGCAGUUGACAACCUCGAGAAUACCGCAGGCGACAUUGCUCUGUCUUGGAAUGAUGGUGCUUCGUAUAAUCUCAUUCGUGAUGCGGGAAUACGCUCAGAAAUGUUAUUAUCCCUGCUUUCCUCGAAAUCUUCCCUGAAAGAUACCCCGUCCUCUCUCAUCCUUCGCCAGACAGAUGGUUCGGCAGCUGGCUCUAGCGAUGCAUUUCUAUCUUCGGAGCUACGGUUCACCACUGAUGAACGCGGCCAGGAUAUUUGCAUCGUAAAAGCAGAUGAGGAUGAAGUUGGCGUGAUGAUGGGAUGGGAGCGAGAUAUCAUGCGCGAAACGGUGCAAAGAAUGUCUACGCAGGAGAACCUCGAAAAGGGUCUGAAGGUGAUGAAUGUAGGCUUUGGGCUUGGAAUCAUUGAUUCCAUGUUUCAGUCCAUGCCAACCCCGCCAUCGAUUCACGUCAUCAUCGAGCCACACCCAGAUGUCUUGAAGUUCAUGAAGGCCAAAGGGUGGCACGAAAAGAAAGGCGUCAUCAUCGUAGAGGGUAAGUGGCAAGAUGCCAUCGGAGACCCUCGAAUUCUAGGGAUAGGAGGAUUCGACGCUGUUUACACCGACACGUUUUCAGAGAGCUACGAGGACCUCCAUACGUUUUUCAAACAUGUCCCCGGUCUGCUCUCAGGCCCCACAUCUAUAUUUAGCUUCUUCAACGGUCUCGGAGCAACGAAUGCCCUGUUCUACGAUGUAUACACGCGCUUGUCCGACAUGCAUCUGUCUGAGGUUGGCCUCGAGGUGGAAUGGGACGAUGUCGAUGUCAACAUGUACAACAAGGAUGGUGACGGUGCGGAAAGAUGGGGUCAGACCAGACAGUACUUUACUCUCCCCACGUAUCGCCUCCCGUGUGCCAGAAUGAAGCACCUUUGAUGGUGCGGAGUCAUGGUCCAUUCCGAUAAAAGAAAUUCAGGCC